AUGGCAAUGCGCUUCGGGUUUCGUGUGCCCGAGGAUCUGCCGCUUGAGAUUGCUCAGAGUGUGACCCUGGAAACCAUUGAGACAUUAGCAUUUAAUAACCUCUUCAACCUCUCUGAAAUCUCAAUCCAGAACACAAGGAAUCUGAUGCACAUUGGCACAAGGACAUUUAACAACCUUCCCAAACUACAUUACCUGAGCAUCUCAAAUACUGGGAUAACAGUUUUCCCUGACAUUACAUCUAUCAAUUCUCUGGAAUCAGAGUUUAUCUUGGAUAUCUAUGAUAACCUGUAUCUACUGGAAAUACCUCCAAAUGCUUUCAAUGGACUGACAAAUGAAUACGUUACAAUGAACCUGUACAACAAUGGCAUCAGAGAAAUACACGACCAUGCCUUCAAUGGGACAAAGAUAGAUAAGCUGCUGUUAAAGAAUAACCGAAACCUCAGAGUGAUCCAUGGAGACGCUUUCAAAGGAGCCACAGGCCCUGGAGUCUUGGAUGUAUCUGCGACAGCUCUCACAAAACUACCACCACAGGGACUGGAGUCAGUUCGGGUGCUGUUAGCUCAGUCAGCGUACGGCUUGAAGAGUCUACCUCCUCUGCAGGGACUGUGGAGCCUGCGAGAGGCUCAUCUCACCUACAACAGUCACUGCUGUGCACUGCUGACCUGGAACACACACAGGGACUUUCCGAUUAAUCCUGCAUGGCCUAAUGGCUCCACAUAUUGUGAUGACAGUGAUCCAUCAGCAAGGGUUCAGCGUGUGAUUGGAGGCUCAGCAGAUACGACUCUGGCUAUGAAUGUGCCCUUUUUCUCAGACGUUGACUUGUUUGUCAAGGAUGAAGGUUUCGGAGAUGUAAAUUUCCACUAUCCAGAACUGGACUUCUGUCCGACCCGACCAACCUUGCUUUGCAUACCUGAAGCAGAUGCUUUCAAUCCCUGUGAGGACAUCGCAGGGUUCAGUUUCCUCAGAGUGGCCAUUUGGUUUAUCAACAUACUAGCUAUCGCAGGAAACCUGACUGUGCUCCUGGUCUUCUUCACCAGCCGGAACAAGCUGAUGGUGCCUCGCUUCCUCAUGUGCCACCUGGCCUUUGCUGACCUCUGCAUUGGGAUCUACCUUAUGAUGAUUGCGACUGUAGACCUGCGCACACGUGGCUUCUACAGCCAACAUGCAAUUGAAUGGCAGACAGGACCAGGCUGUAGCGCCGCAGGCUUCCUGUCAGUGUUUGGCGGGGAGCUGUCAGUCUACACACUUUCCACCAUCACCCUGGAGCGCUGGCACACCAUCACCAACGCCCUGCAGGUAGAACGGCGUCUGGUUCUUACACAGGCAGCGAGUAUAAUGGCAGCUGGUUGGCUCAUCUGUCUGGGGAUGGGGAUGCUGCCCCUGGUUGGUGUGAGCAGUUACACCAAAGUCAGCAUGUGCUUACCCAUGGACAUAGAGACUCCUUUGGCUCAGGCCUUCAUCAUAAUUAUCCUCCUCUUCAAUGUGGGCGCCUUCAUUGUUGUGUGUGUUUGUUAUGCGCUGAUCUACCUGGCUGUGAAGAACCCCGAAUUCCCAAGAAGAAGUGCUGACACCAAGAUUGCAAAGCGUAUGGCUGUGCUGAUCUUCACGGAUUUCCUCUGUAUGGCACCCAUCUCCUUCUUUGCCAUCUCUGCUGCCUUCAAGGUUCCCCUCAUCACAGUUACAAACUCCAAGAUUCUGCUGGUCCUCUUCUUCCCCAUCAAUUCCUGUGCCAAUCCUUUCCUUUACGCUAUCUUCACCAAGGCUUUCAGAAAGGACGCAUAUCAACUCAUGAGUGCCAUGGGCUGCUGUAAAAGCAAGGCCAGUGUUUAUCGUAUGAAGGCCCACUGUUCAGAGAAUACACUCAAGAGCAAUCUGAAAUCCAAAAAUAAUGGAUCCCAGAUGGGAAUGAGACUGUCCGCCAAGCCACAGCAGAGCCAGCAUCUGAAACAGGAGGGAGAGCUCACCUGAAAUUUAUAAGAGAUGACACUGCAAUACAACUGCUUGAGACUGACUGGGAUUUUCUGGAUUUGGUCAUGUUUUUUUUUUUUUUUUUUUAUUUUAUUAGAAAAUGUAUUAUUAGCCUAUUUAGUAUACUUUCAGGUAACUCUGCUAUGGAAGUGAGAGCCCUAUCAAGUCUGAUAUCAGUUCAACCUAGUCAACAGGUCUAACAGGAAAAGCACAGGUCUAAAUAACAAUAUUGAUGACGGCUCUGUUCAGUUAAGUGUCCCAGUGAGCCCUGGAGAACCUAAAUGGAAUGCAGCCAUCAUCAAAGGCCUUAUAGUCCCAGGCUUAGUUUUCCUGCUCAUCACAUGUCAACAUGUGUGCAGUGACAAAAAACACCUGUGUAAAGGUGGACAUCAAUAAACAUAAAUCUUCAGAAGACAGCACCAGAUAUAUAUUCAUAGACCUUAAUGCUCAAAAAAAUUUGAAAAUUUGAACAUCUACAAUUCCAUGAUAACUGGGCAGAGACAAUUUGCUGAAAGCAACACCUCCAUCUCCAAGAGGCUGUUACUAUGUAAACCAAAAUUUAAUCGGAAUCCACUUACCAAUUUAUGUCAAAUAAAAUGUGUGUGAGGCUGUUUAAACGUAUUUUAAUUGACAAUAUGUCAAUUAAAACACAAUAGGCAUGAUUCAUCUCGAAAGCUCAGUAGCCAGAGUUGACCACGUGGUGGAGGAGUUGCACAGACACUUUAACUAUACUGCCAUGCUUUUGUUUUUCUACUAAAGGGGUUUGUUGUUGUUAUUGAGAAUUAAAGAAAUCACCUGCUGUGCUACUGUACGUGUUGGUGGGCUAUAUAUAUGUGCAUAAUGCUUAUUGGAUCAUAAUUGUAAGGCCAUAUUUUUCUGUUUCAAAAAAUAAAUUAAAAAAAAGAUAUAAUUGGAAAAAUAAAAAUAAAAAUCC
Molecule: messenger RNA, 2902 nt
Organism: Seriola aureovittata
Lineage: Eukaryota; Metazoa; Chordata; Actinopteri; Carangiformes; Carangidae
Gene: lhcgr
Product: luteinizing hormone/choriogonadotropin receptor
Exons: 10
Coding region: 1-1968 (655 amino acids)
Biological process (GO): phospholipase C-activating G protein-coupled receptor signaling pathway; luteinizing hormone signaling pathway; ovulation cycle process
Cellular component (GO): membrane
Molecular function (GO): luteinizing hormone receptor activity
Source: RefSeq, a predicted model, not a curated record